Messenger RNA from Cryptomeria japonica (Japanese cedar), 601 nucleotides. Its product is annotated as major allergen Pru ar 1-like. Gene Ontology annotation, cellular component: nucleus; cytoplasm. The transcript is spliced from 2 exons. The record is from RefSeq and is a predicted model, not a curated record. Bases 1 to 486 code for a protein of 161 amino acids. NCBI's taxonomy places the organism in Eukaryota, Viridiplantae, Streptophyta, Pinopsida, Cupressales, Cupressaceae. Gene Ontology annotation, biological process: defense response; abscisic acid-activated signaling pathway. Gene Ontology annotation, molecular function: abscisic acid binding; protein phosphatase inhibitor activity; signaling receptor activity.
AUGGUGGCAGGAAGCUACAGUCUUGAAAUUGAGUCUCCAGUGGAGGUAAAAAGGCUGUGGAAUGCAACUGUGAAGGACUCCCACAACUUAUUGCCAAAGCAAGUUCCAGGGAUCAUAUCAGGCAUCACACUUCUUCAAGGAGAUGGAGGAGUUGGCAGCAUUCGACAAAUCAACUUCACUGCAGCCAACAAGGAUUUUAGCUAUGUGAAAGAGAAGGUGGACUUGGUUGAUGAGGCCAACAUGGUUUACAGUUUCAGCCAUGUGGAAGGAGGGGUGAUUGGGACACAGGCGGCCUCAAUAAGCUACACAAUUAAAUUUGCCCCCAAAGCAGGGGGUGGAUCCAUUACGACCACUACCUGCAACUUUGACAGCCUCCCUGGUGUUCCCCAUGAUGAAGCUAAACUUGAGGAGAUUAAAGCCCAGAGCAUUGGUUUGUUCAAGAUGGUUGAGCAAUAUCUUAUUGCCAAUCCGACUUUAUACUGCUAAAAGCAUCAAAACCCCCCUCUUUCUCAAUGGUAGCAGUGCCAAUUGCUAAAUAAGAAAUGUGUGUAUCUCACACUUCACUUAAAUCUAGUUCAAUAAGAACGUGUGUGUCUCAGGU